Coregonus clupeaformis (lake whitefish) is the source of this 4238-nucleotide messenger RNA. Its product is annotated as transforming growth factor beta-2 proprotein. Gene Ontology annotation, cellular component: extracellular region. Gene Ontology annotation, biological process: regulation of cell population proliferation; BMP signaling pathway; SMAD protein signal transduction. NCBI's taxonomy places the organism in Eukaryota, Metazoa, Chordata, Actinopteri, Salmoniformes, Salmonidae. The record is from RefSeq and is a predicted model, not a curated record. Bases 1071 to 2306 code for a protein of 411 amino acids. The transcript has 7 exons. Gene Ontology annotation, molecular function: growth factor activity; cytokine activity; type III transforming growth factor beta receptor binding.
UCUCGUAACCUGAAGUUGAAGGAGUCCCCCAGUCUGAAAGUGACACCGACAACAUCAAUUUGAAGGAGGGGGAGCACGUGGUUAAGUAAGUCUUAUAAAUCUCCCUCUUCAACCAGCCGCAUGCUGUUGUGCCACUGGCAACACCAGUUCUGUGGACCAAUUUUCAGCAAGAAGGGAUGGAGGAACGCGUCAACGGUCUACCAUUGUAUUAAAAGGAAAUACCGAUUAUCUUUAUACUUCAACGUACUUGCCAUACUUUUGAUUUUUUAAAUGCCGUAUUUUCUCCAUUUAUAUUGACCCAACACAUGCGUUAUUACAACUUUAAUAGGUUAUAUAUCCUCGAGACGACACCUUGCGAGUACCAGGACGGGUAGUUGUUUUUACUGUGGUAUGUUCUUCUGUCAAGAACGGCGAUGCAACUGCUCAGCGAAGCCCACGUUGAUUUUGAGAUAGAGAAAUCAAAGACGGACUUGUGCUGAGCGUGGUACUGGCCACAGUUGGAGAGCUCGCAGCGCUCUGAUGCGGUGGAGGUGUGCGCUAACCCACAGGCUACGUCUGUUCUGUACAACUGGAGAUAGCGAGCUAGCUGGUUGUAGUUUGUUUUGCUUCAAGAUUUUUGUAUUAAACUUUGAUUGUUAUUUAAUGGCCACAAUUCGGUCUUUUUCGUUUGGACAAUUGUAACUUUACGCGCUUUUAUUAUGCGUUUAUUGGGAAGUGAUUGGUAAUAUCAUACAUAGCCUACUGCUGCUGUCUGCUCUCCGCUGCCCAUAUAACGGAUUUUACAGAUUAUUUCACCCUCAUGGUUGUUGAAUGGAUUUCCAGGUACAAUUUGAAAUACUGUGCUGAAACUGGGAUCACAAAACUACCACGUUUCCCAAUAUUUAGGCUACAAGUAGUUACGUGUAUAGGCCUAUAUAUAGUUGUCCCAAAAAAAAUCCUAUAUUUUGGCGUUUUUAAACUUUUUUUUUAUAUAUUCCGUUUCCGUUAUUUAAAUUCCCUUUCCAAGGCCGGUUUAUAUUUUUUUUGUCAAGAUUUCAAGACGCUGCUGUAGUCUACUUUUAGAGUUCACAAUGAACUACUGCGUUUUAAGUCUUCUCCUGACCUUGGAUUUAGCCACUGUGGCCGUCAGUUUGUCUACAUGCAGUACGCUGGACAUGGAUCAGUUUAUGAAAAAGCGCAUAGAAGCCAUCCGGGGACAGAUACUGAGCAAGCUGAAGCUCACGAGCCCCCCGGAGACAUACCCAGAGCCCGAGGAGGUGUCCCGGGAUAUCAUCGCCAUCUAUAACAGCACGAGGGACCUGUUGCAGGAGAAAGCCAACGAACGGGCGGCGACGUGUGAGCGCCAACGAAGCGAGGAGGAGUACUAUGCAAAGGAGGUUCACAAAAUCGACAUGCAACCCCCCUACCCCUCUGAGAAUGUCAUCUCUCCCACGCACUACAACCCGUACUACAGACGGCUCACCUUCGACGUGACCUCCAUGGAGAAGAAUGCCUCUAACCUGGUCAAGGCUGAGCUACGCGUCUUUCGCCUCCAGAACCCCAAGGCCCGCGUGUCUGAACAGAGGAUCGAGCUGUACCAGAUUUUGAGUCACAAGGACUUGGCGUCCCCGACGCAGCGCUACAUCGACAGCAAGGUGGUGCGCACGCGCACGGAGGGGGAGUGGCUGUCUUUUGACGUGACAGAGGCAGUCAGUGAAUGGUUGCUUCACAGAGACAGAAACAGUGGAUUCAAGAUCAGCUUGCACUGUCCGUGCUGCACAUUUGUGCCCUCAAACAACUACAUCAUCCCCAAUAAGAGUGAGGAGCUGGAAACCCGCUUUGCAGGUAUAGAUGACAGCUUCCACCACAGCGGAGACCUGAAGGUGUAUAGGAAGCGGCGCCACAGCGCCCAGGCUCCCCACCUGCUCAUGAUGCUGCUGCCCUCCUACCGCCUGGAGUCCCAGCACAAGAGCCACCGCUCCAAACGAGCCCUGGACGCUGCCUUCUGCUCCAGAAAUGUCCAGGAUAACUGCUGCUUGCGGUCGCUCUACAUCGACUUCAAGAAGGAUCUGGGCUGGAGGUGGAUCCACGAGCCCAAGGGCUACAAUGCUAACUUCUGCGCCGGGGCCUGUCCCUAUCUAUGGAGCGCUGACACACAGCAUUCCAAGGUGCUAGGCCUGUACAACACCAUCAACCCGGAGGCGUCAGCAUCGCCCUGCUGUGUGUCUCAGGAUCUGGAGCCUCUCACCAUCCUCUACUACAUCGGCAAGACCCCCAAGAUAGAGCAGCUCUCCAACAUGAUCGUCAAGUCCUGCAAGUGCAGCUAGGAACUGUUACAAGGCAACACACAUUCAGUCAUACACAUUCAUACACACGUGCAUAUUCAGUCACACACAUACCCACUUGCAUACACACACAUUCAGUCACACACACAUGCAUACACAUAUGCACAUGUGUGUGCACCUAGCCACCCACACGUACACACACACACACACACACACACAUACACACAUUCUUCGACAAACACAUACUGUACAUUCACACAGUCAGUCACACUAUCACUCACCUGCACUAUUGUACAGACAUAUUUGAUCUCCUACAAGCAAGUUGAAAAGGUGCUGAGCAGGUCUAGGUACAGAAAACAUGUCUCCCGAAACAACCAUACACACACACACACACACACACACACACACACAGCUGUGGCUUUUGUACAGGCGUGCCUGUGUUUUUGUGUUUAGAAAGGCCCUGUCAACAUGCCUCACCUCACACACUUGUCACACAAAGACGCAAGAGUAUGGCAAACACUGGAAAAAAGUAUAAGUGUCUAUAUGUGAAAUAAUACGUCUGAGAAACAAAGAUGACCCCCCGUUUUCAACAUUCAAAGCCAUCUCCUUGUUUUUGUUUGUCUCGUUUUGCAUCCUUUUGAAACGAUUGUAAUUUUCUAUUUUGUUUUGAUUUCUGAUAAUUGUAUUGCCUAUUUAAAAUCCAGUGUUUUAUGGUUAGCACCCAACUCGUUUUCAACUCUCUCGAGAAGUGGUGGAUGAAUCCACUUCCCAAUGUCAGUUUACUAAUAUGUUAUAACAUAGUAACGUUAUAAUCACAUCCCAUAUGCUGUUUAUAUGUGCUGUAACAGCCACGUAAGGCAGAAAGAGGCUAGGAGACUUUAAGAGAGAGAGAGAGAGAGAAAGAAAGAAAGAAAAUAGGCACACCUAGUAUGUCUACCUUUUCAACAGAGACUCAUCCUCACACAGGCAUACUCAUAAAAACACACACACACAUCCCAAACCUUGCAGCAGGCAACAUAUUCAGACUGUUGGAACGAACAGUCCUGACAUUUCGAUAACAAAAAAACUAAACUACAAAAGUGUCCCAAAGUAGUGUUGAGUUCUGUUUACCUUGUGCACUGAAUCUUGAAUGCUUUCGGAAGCUCAACAGUGAUAAAAGGUACAGGAAAAUAUGUGAUUCCAUCAACUACACAAGGGAAGUGAUGUCAUCAUGAACACACAUUUAACAGAGAUUUCUGUGGAUAUUUUGGAUUGUUCUGAGUAGAAUUAAAGGUAGAGUUGUCGUUGUCUAUAUGAUGCAGUUGUAUGGGAAUGGGGAGGUAUAGUAGUUAGGGAGCUGUAGUGGUGUUGUAGUGAUUAUUAGAGAGAAGGGAUACAAUUGGUGAGAAUGGACAGUAGAUGUGACCUGGUUCAGAGAUUCUCCAUGGACCUAUGAGACCAUUCCAUUAGGUCUGAGGUUACUUUAGGUCAAAAGGUCAUAUUUACAGGUGUGCAGUAGUUUCUAUGGACACCAGCGUUGUAUCUGCUCAUUCGCAUUCGAAAAGCUUUGUCUCGUCCGCCUCCCUCAAAGUGUAAAGCCAUUAUUCAGUCAUAGGUUUAUGUCAUUUGUAGGAAUAAAAAUUGUUGGAUACAAAGAAUUGCACUGACGCUAUUUUGAUUCUACCUUUUUUUAACCUUUUUUAUUAGUCGUUACUUCCCCCUUAUUAAAUGAGGAGUGUUGAUGAUGUGACUUAGAUCAGGAAGUGUAGGUGACAGUACCCCGCCCCUAACCCCACCCCACUUUGGGCACCCGCGGCAGUGGACUUCCUGGAAAACCAGGAAGAGGAGCGAGGCACCAAUAUUGUCAUGAUAGAGCUUUUAUUUUUCGUUGUUGUUGUUUAUGAUGAUCAUGUUUUUGUUGUUGUUGACCCACUAUGAUGUAUUGUAACACAUUAUUGUUGUGGUACUCUAGUGGUAAAUAAAUUAUUUAAAUUA